AGGGAAGAAGCGGAGCAUUGUGGGAAGCGCCCGCGCUUUCGGCGGGUUCCGUUAAAAUGGCGCCCUGGUGGCCGGCGGCGCCCGCGCCUUAGCCUGUCGGGAGCCGGCAGCCUGCAGGGCGCAGGGAGGGCGCGGGCCGCGGUCCCUGCGCGUGCGGCGACGGUGGCGGCUCUGCCGGGACCCCAGUGCGCAGUCCUGGGCGAGGAUGGCGACCCCGGACCAGAAGUCGCCGAACGUUCUGCUGCAGAACCUGUGCUGCAGGAUCUUGGGCAGGAACGAAGCUGAUGUAGCCCAGCAGUUCCAGUAUGCCGUGCGGGUCAUUGGCAGCAACUUUGCCCCAACUGUUGAAAGAGAUGAAUUUCUAGUAGCUGAAAAAAUCAAGAAAGAGCUUAUUCGACAACGAAGAGAAGCAGAUGCUGCAUUAUUUUCGGAACUCCACAGAAAACUUCAUUCACAGGGAGUUCUGAAAAAUAAAUGGUCAAUACUCUACCUCUUGCUGAGCCUCAGUGAGGACCCACGCAGGCAGCCAAGCAAGGUUUCUAGCUAUGCUACGUUAUUUGCUCAGGCCUUACCAAGAGAUGCCCACUCAACCCCUUACUACUAUGCCAGGCCGCAGACCCUCCCCCUGAGCUACCAGGAUCGGAGUACCCAGUCAGCCCAGAGCUCCGGCAGUGUGGGCAGCAGCGGCAUCAGCAGCAUCGGCCUGUGUGCCCUCAGUGGCCCCACGCCUGCGCCACAGUCUCUCCUCCCGGGACAGUCUCAUCAAGCUCCAGGAGUAGGAGAUUGCCUUCGACAGCAGUUGGGGUCACGACUUGCAUGGACUUUAACUGCAAAUCAGCCUUCUUCACAAGCCACUACCUCAAAAGGUGUCCCAAAUGCUGUGUCUCGAAACAUGACAAGGUCCAGGAGAGAAGGGGAUACGGGUGGUACUAUGGAAGUUACAGAAGCAGCUCUGGUAAGGGACAUUUUGUACGUCUUCCAGGGCAUAGAUGGCAAAAACAUCAAAAUGAACAACACUGAAAAUUGUUACAAAGUAGAAGGAAAGGCAAAUCUAAGUAGGUCUUUGAGAGACACAGCAGUCAGGCUCUCUGAGUUGGGGUGGCUGCAUAACAAAAUCAGAAGAUACACAGACCAGAGGAGUCUGGACCGCUCAUUCGGACUUGUCGGGCAGAGCUUUUGUGCUGCCUUGCACCAGGAACUCAGAGAAUACUAUCGAUUGCUCUCUGUUUUACAUUCUCAGCUACAGCUGGAGGAUGACCAGGGUGUGAAUUUGGGACUUGAGAGUAGUUUAACCCUGCGGCGCCUCCUGGUUUGGACCUACGAUCCCAAAAUCAGACUGAAGACCCUUGCGGCCCUGGUGGACCACUGCCAAGGAAGGAAAGGAGGUGAGCUGGCCUCGGCUGUCCAUGCCUACACGAAAACAGGAGACCCAUACAUGCGGUCCCUGGUGCAGCACAUCCUCAGCCUCGUGUCUCAUCCCGUUCUGAGCUUCCUGUACCGCUGGAUAUAUGACGGGGAGCUUGAGGACACUUACCACGAAUUUUUUGUAGCAUCAGAUCCAACAGUUAAAACAGAUCGACUGUGGCAUGACAAGUAUACUUUGAGGAAAUCGAUGAUUCCUUCAUUUAUUACGAUGGAUCAGUCUAGGAAGGUCCUUUUGAUAGGAAAAUCAAUAAAUUUCUUGCACCAGGUUUGUCAUGAUCAGACUCCCACUACAAAGAUGAUAGCUGUGACCAAGUCUGCAGAGUCACCCCAGGACGCUGCAGACUUAUUCACAGACUUAGAAAAUGCAUUUCAGGGGAAGAUUGAUGCUGCUUAUUUUGAGACCAGCAAAUACCUACUGGAUGUUCUCAAUAAAAAGUAUAGCUUGCUGGACCACAUGCAGGCAAUGAGGCGGUACCUGCUUCUUGGUCAAGGAGACUUCAUAAGGCACUUAAUGGAUUUGCUGAAACCAGAACUUGUCCGUCCAGCUACGACUUUAUAUCAGCAUAACCUGACUGGGAUUCUAGAAACUGCGGUCAGAGCCACCAAUGCACAGUUUGACAGUCCUGAGAUCCUGCGAAGGCUGGAUGUGCGGCUGCUGGAGGUCUCUCCAGGUGACACUGGAUGGGAUGUCUUCAGCCUCGAUUAUCAUGUGGACGGACCAAUUGCAACUGUGUUUACCCGAGAAUGUAUGAGCCACUACCUGAGAGUAUUUAACUUCCUCUGGAGGGCUAAGCGGAUGGAAUACAUCCUCACCGACAUUCGAAAGGGACACAUGUGCAAUGCGAAGCUCCUGAGGAACAUGCCAGAGUUCUCCGGGGUGCUGCACCAGUGUCACAUCCUGGCCUCUGAGAUGGUCCAUUUCAUUCACCAGAUGCAGUAUUACAUCACAUUUGAGGUGCUCGAGUGCUCCUGGGAUGAGCUUUGGAACAAAGUGCAGCAGGCCCAGGACCUGGACCACAUCAUCGCAGCUCACGAGGUCUUCCUAGACACCAUCACCUCCCGCUGCCUGCUGGACAGCGACUCCAGGGCACUUUUAAAUCAGCUUAGAGCUGUGUUUGAUCAAAUUAUUGAACUUCAGAAUGCUCAAGAUGCCAUAUACAGAGCUGCUCUGGAAGAACUGCAGAGACGAUUACAGUUUGAAGAGAAAAAGAAACAGCGUGAAAUUGAGGGCCAGUGGGGAGUGACGGCGGCGGAGGAAGAGGAGGAAAAUAAGAGGAUUGGAGAAUUUAAAGAAUCUAUACCAAAAAUGUGCUCACAGUUGCGAAUAUUGACACAUUUCUACCAGGGAAUCGUGCAGCAGUUUUUGGUGUUACUGACGACCAGCUCUGACGAGAGCCUUCGGUUUCUUAGCUUCAGGCUGGACUUUAAUGAGCAUUACAAAGCCCGGGAGCCCAGGCUCCGUGUGUCUCUGGGUACCAGGGGGCGGCGCAGCUCCCACACGUGAAGCUCGCGGUCCUCCCAGGGACCUGCAGAUGACGUCGUUGCACUGCCAGACACACGAUUCCCAUUGGCGUCCUCCAGGAACUGCAUGCUGCAGAUGUCCUGCCCUUCCGCCCACCAGUGUGCCAUGUUUCAGCGGAGCAGCGUGUGGGAGAAUCCACGUGGUGUUUCCCACGUCGGAGUGGAACGCGUCUGUCAAUCACUAAGUUAGGCGGCUGGCUGCGCUGUUCACAUUUGUCUCUGAAAGUCUUCAUUGCUAAAAGAUACCAUAAUUUGCUGAGGCUUCUUAAGCUUUCUAUGUUAUAAUUUAUAUUUGUCACUUAAAAUCAAUUUCUUUUAGAAAAAAUUAGGGUGAUGGGAUAUUCAUUAGUUAAGAUGGUAACGUCAUUGCUAUUUUUUUAACAUCCUCUUUAGAGGUAAUUUUUGUUAACAUAACCAAAAAUUAAAUUGAAACAGAAUGUCCCAACAAAGAAAAUAUAUAGAGCAUUUUAUUUUUUUUUAGUGUUGUAAAAUAGUAACCUCUGUGAGACCCUUUGUAUCUUAAUGCAUUACCUUUACACAUAUUUAUUCUUAUUUUCUCUCCUUUCAGAGUUUACAUUUUUAUAUUUAAUUUACUAUUUCAGAUUUUUAAAAUAGUAUAGAAAAAGGAGUGAUACAGAACAAAAAUACUCUCAUACAGUGCAACCCAAAUACCAUGAAUCAUCAGCUGAAGCAGCGCGUAAAUAGGAAUGAUGAGAAAAAGUUAAUGGAGUAUUUUAUUUUCAAAAUUCCUGAUAAGCAUUGGAAAGAAAUCGACAUGGAUAAUGAAGAUUUCCUUUCUCCUUGCCUAUUUUUUCAUUGUAAAUAUUUAUAUACUACUGACCAAGAUGUUGGUGGGGGGGGGGGAUUGUUUUUUGUAAAAAUGUCAUUAUCAGGUCACAUAAAUCUGCCUUUAUGUUGCAUAAGUGAAAAUUUAGAAAAUUAAAAGCACUUAUCUUUCAGA
Molecule: messenger RNA, 3907 nt
Organism: Cebus imitator (Panamanian white-faced capuchin)
Lineage: Eukaryota; Metazoa; Chordata; Mammalia; Primates; Cebidae
Gene: TUBGCP3
Product: tubulin gamma complex associated protein 3
Exons: 22
Coding region: 206-2929 (907 amino acids)
Biological process (GO): cytoplasmic microtubule organization; microtubule nucleation; spindle assembly
Cellular component (GO): equatorial microtubule organizing center; spindle pole; gamma-tubulin small complex
Molecular function (GO): microtubule minus-end binding; gamma-tubulin binding
Source: RefSeq, a predicted model, not a curated record